AACAUUCGUGAUGUUGUUUAAAUGCUUUUCUGCAGCUCAUGUCAAUGACUUCAGUUAAUAGUGUUUGCCUGUUUUAACAACUGGCUGAGAAAAUGCAGAAAUUGUUACAAGCUAUACAUCAUUCUGAUGACAGCAGGCCUAAAUAUUAUGUGACGUAAUCUUUCUGUCCAUUCUUGUAUUCGCCAAAAUUGUAAUGAAACGAGAAAAGGUUUACAACGAAAUUGCGAAUAUUAUUUUUGAUUGUCUAAAAGGGUUUAGGCGUAGACAGUGUACUACUGUACUACUUAUACACAAGGGCUUGUUUUGAAAGCAAAAGGGGCUGUACAUCUUUGCCAGCUGUGGAUCCACGACUACAUCCUGUAUGUGUAAAAUAAGAUUUGAAAAAAAAGUAAGACGCAUUAAUUAAUCUGUGGUACGAGUGUCGUUGGCACAUCGACCACCAACGAUUAUGUAGCCUACACCAUACAGUAUAGUUAUUCUGUUCUCCAUUAGGCUAACCUAUGCCUUUUUUGCUCUGUCUCUACGAUCAUAGUAGAGUUAUCUGCAAGACUGCUUCAAUAGACAGAAGUUAAACUAUUCGAUUAGUGGUGCAUGGUACUUGGUGAGGAGGUUGCACGUGCCUGUCUGUGAAAGAUGAGUCGGAUCAGGUAACGUUAGAACGAUAUAUUUGGUGGAGACGAAAUGGUUUGCUCCUUUUUAUUGUCAUUUAAAAGAAAUUGGAAUAUUUACGGAUUGUUGCGUAAAUAUUCCAUUCAUAUGAUUGCUGGCACAUGGACCGGCUUUGCUGUAACACCAUAGGGAAUCACAGCGAUAGAGACUCAGCGUGCUAGUCACCCAACGAUGAAUCCAGACACAUUGAAGCAGAGCUACUGCCUGACAGACUGUAACCCCUUCAGCCACUAGCUAUCGCAUUACAGAGCCAGUGUUUCCUCAGCAGUGGGCGAUAUAGUCGGAAUAGAGUGGGGAGAAAACAGGUAAAACGACUGAAGAACAUGGCUGUAGAAAAUGUUUUGUCACUUAUAAAACUCCUUCAUCAAUAAUUAACAUUUACGCUUCUUGAUGUCCAAGAGAGGUCUUUUAUUUUUAUCAACACUCAUGUGCUGUUGAUUUCAAUAGCAUACCAGCACCAGAAGCUCUAAAGCGGACCGGCAGAAGACUUGGAACUUGGUACAGCGGGGAUCUUUUUCAGAAGAUAUUGAUAAUGCGGCUCAACAAGGCAGUGCUUACAAUCCUUCUUUUAAUCGGUUUGACCAUAUUCACAGAGCUUGUUGUGGCUCAGAAUGACACGGAACCCAUUGUCCUGGAGGGCAAAUGUCUUGUGGUUUGUGACUCUAAUCUAGCUUCAGAUUCAAAGGGGUCGUCUUCUCCGCUCGGGAUUUCAGUGCGUGCAGCAAACUCCAAGGUAGCUUUUUCCGCGGUGAGGAGCAACAACCACGAACCUUCGGAAAUGAGCAAUAAAACAAGAAUCAUAUAUUUCGAUCAGGUUCUUGUUAACAUAGGCAACUAUUUCACCUUGGAAUCAGUGUUUUUGUCACCACGCAAAGGAAUUUACAGUUUCAACUUCCAUGUUAUCAAAGUGUACCAGAGCCAGACCAUACAGGUGAAUCUGAUGCUGAACGGGAAGCCGGUCAUUUCGGCGUUCGCGGGCGACAAAGAUGUCACGCGCGAGGCCGCCACCAAUGGGGUGCUACUCUACCUGGACAAAGAGGACAAGGUAUAUCUAAAACUGGAGAAGGGCAACCUUGUGGGAGGAUGGCAAUACUCAACAUUCUCGGGCUUUCUCGUUUUCCCUCUGUAAAAGAAAAAAAAGGAUAAGAGAAAAGAAAAAACAAAAAAAAAAUCCAAAAAAAGAAACAAAGAAAAAAAAAAAAACCGAAACAAGGGAAAUGUCUCAUCAAUUAACUAACAACAGUCCAGCUGUCAUAAUCGUGCAACUGAGAACAUCAGCGUCAUUUGGAUUUAUCCCCAUGGAUGACUUUGUAUUUUUUUCAGUUCUCUGUGAUUUUGGAUAAAGAAAUGCUGCGGGCGAGCAAAGGAUGAUGGGAAAGCUGUGACUUAUGAAACACAACAUUAGUAAAAUGCGCUCCUUCCUGCAAUGGGCAGGCCAAAAUUGGUUGCCCAUGCUAUUUGCUUAUUCCGUUCAUUUGUAUAUGCUUUCUCAUAUACAGGAAACCUGGGGGGCGAUGUGGGAGGUGUUGAUGGAGGCAAAGGGACUUUUGCUUGUGCAAUAUGUGUGCUUGUCAACAAUGCUCAAGAAUUGUUUUUAACCUUAUUAGUUUCUGUUUUUAGCUUCCAAGAGCCUCUUUGAAAAAUCUCUUUUAAAAAAUUCCUUCCAUGUCUCCUAUGUUAAUUUCUCUCCCCUUCUGGGUGUAAAAUGUCUCUCGUUGGCAUUGGUGUUGCGGUGUCACUUAAAUCCAUGGGCUCAUAUCAUCCAUUAAAGAAACUCCCAGCUUACAACACGCACUCUUUAUGUUGGGGUCGACUUCAUGUAGAAUUCGGUUUUAAUUGCCAGUGUGGUUUAGAGGGUCGCUUCCUAAAGUAACAGGUGUCUGUAGACUGGGACAGGAGGUCAAAAGCUUAAAUCUGAGGUGAACUAUGUAUAGUGCAGAAUGGUAGAGACAGUAGAGGAGAAUAAUGAUGCGUUUGUCUAUUAACACCUCACGACUGAGUGGAGGAAACCAGCCAGCUUCAAGAAGGGGGGAGGGGGUCUUUGGUUUUGUCCAUUUUUGUCAGGGUGGAGUUAUUUUACAGAUGUUGCCGUGGGCCUCUGCCUCGGGUGUCCGGGACCACACUGAGCUUGCUGUUGCGACAUCCUAUUUCUCAACGUGGCCUUUGUGCUGGUCGCGGGACUUCAUUCGGAAGCCAUUAAGCUGCCAAGCCAAGGAUUUCUGUUUGUGCUGAAGGCCCCCCGCUUCAUAGUCUGUCCAGGCUGUCCAGAGUUUGCUGUCUGCUCUCAGAAACUCUGAAGCAAGGAUGCUGUGUGUAAUUUCUGCAGAAACUGAGUCAUCUCCAGUUUUGGCUCUUUGUUCUCCACAUUGUUCACAUACUGUUUUGUUCUAUAAUUGAAGUAGGUAUUUAUGAGUUUAUCAUAAUGGUCUGAUACUUUCCCUACUCCCCCGAGUGUGCCCCUGUGUGGAGAUUUGCAUACUGAAUUAAUUUUAUUAAUCUCCUUGCUUUAUUUGUAGUCUAUUUAUGUCAGCUAGCCCUUGGCAUUAGCAAUUAUGGGCGUUGACAGGAAAAUAACUUGACAAAGGUAGGAGAUUUCUCCAUGAUAAUUGCCUGGUUACAACAAACACAUCCUUCAGUAUCUGGAUGUUGUAAUUGUGAGCAAUGCUGGAGGCUGUGCUUUUAUGGUUUUACAGAUUUCAUAUUUCUAGGCUGAGAAAGAGAUAAGAUCCUGAGAAAGCACAGUGAACGGAACAGUCCUUUGGACAUCAAGGCAACAAUAUCGUUGGAAAGAGAAGCUUUCAUUUCAUAGGCAUUGGGUUCGUAGUUCCAUUGGUGUUGGAUUAUUUAUAAAAUGUAGUCUUAGUCUUGCUCAGUGGAUGUGAGGGGAAAUGCCGAUAGUGGUAAUGUCGUUUUCAAAAAGCUUUUCCGUGAAAGCUCUGCCAUUUGCUGAAAGCCUGUUCUGUGAAAGUUUCAGAUACUGUUCACAUGCAACCUUAGACAUUUUAAAGCAAGUCAGCCAGGCCUUUGUUACCACUCUUUAAACAAGGAUACUGCAUAGAAUACGUUACAGAGAAAGGCUGGUUCAUACUUCAGGAGGCAGUCACCGUUCAUAGAGACUGCAAAGCAGUAAACCGCAUGCGGCCUAGGUUUUGUGGCCACGCGGAUAGGAAAACAAUGACAUGGACAAGUCCAAUGCUCUCACUGAGUGCAGAGUGUAUGAUUAUAUCAGAAAGAGCUAUGAAAAGCUUGACAGUGUCCAUUGUAAAAGGCCAGAGGGUGCACGCAGCGGCUGGGGUUCUGUUUAGCCUUUUUAGAGUGUGUCCCGGAAUAAAGUGGCCCUAAAUGACGCCUUCCACACCACUAAGCAAUUUUUGCAAGACUACAAAAAGCUGUUUCACUGUUGUCAAUGGUUAGUUGUACCCCUGUUCCCAUACCAGGAUAGAUGUUAUUUCAGUACGUUCAUAUGCCAACUCACAAACCACACUAUUAUGUUAAGUGCUGCUUUCUGGUGUGAAAGCACAAUGCGCCAAUCAUGGUCACAUGAAUGAACUGGCGUGUGCAAAAGAGACCUGCUGCGGCUACAAACGGUUUGGCAGAAAUGGUUCUCUCAAUUUUUUGCCCUGCUCGGUUUAUCAAAAAAAAAGUCAUAUUUGAAUGACUUGAAACUCACAACUAUGAGUGCAAUGUAACGUUUGUUUUCUGGGAAAAAAAAUGACCCGUAAAAUAAGUCACGGUUCUGUCAGAUUGCCCAAAAAUUUUGCCUUGGUUUUAAUUAUUUGUAUGUACUGAAGAAAAAAAGCAUAUAGCAUUUGCCACAAAAAAUUGUUUUUUUAAUAACGCUGAUCUGUUACACAUUUGGUUUGUAUGUUUAUGGGGAUAUAGGCUGAAUUGGAUGGUCAUUGUUUUUAUCUCUGUGAUGGAGCUGUGGAUACAAAGAUACUCAUUUUUUCACACAGGCACCCAUUGGUAUAGGCCAUUCCUUAGGUUCAAUCAAGUGACUUUUAAUUUCCAUUUGUACCUUUAUGGAAUGGUUGUAUGUGAAUAUGGUUAUAUUCCAAAUGUAUUUCAGACAAUAUAUAAUAUAUAAAGAGGAAAAUGAAAAGUAUAGUUUUGGACAUACGUGCAUAUAAUUCUAUUCUAAACCCCCCACUGGAUUUGGGAAGAGCCUUAUACAGUUAAGAAGCAUGUACUACUUUGAGAUAUUAAGAGUUUGUAUUAGAGGGUUUUUGGUUAGACACGUGCGUAUUCAUGUUUGACUAAAUGUUUAUCGUUUGACUAUCAAGCUCAGAUGUUGUUUUAACGACAUAUACAUCCCUACCUAUCCCUUUUAUCUCAAGGUGAUCAAAGCAAUUCCCAUGGAAUGUUAGACUUUUGUGAUACAUUUUGCUGUCUAUUAAUCACCUGGCCUCACAUUUUUCACACAGACGUGACACAGAAAGGCUCUGUGUGAAAUUCGGCAGAAGGAUAAUUGGUCUGAAGUGUAAAAAUGGUUCUGUAGGAUGCUGGCAAGUACACUCCAUUAACUGUGGAGACGGUCAUCAAGUCUGCAUGGAAAUCUGCCAUUGAGACAUUUGGAACUCCAUAUUUCAUUGUUUAUUCCUCUAUACAUAUUUUUAAAUUAAACUUUUAAAAGAGCUGAUGAAGAAUCUGUGUUGAAUGCUUUCCAUUUUAAAGGAUCAAUACAGGCACAUGUAAUGAAAUACGUGGAGGGAUUGAAGCGUUUAAAUUUCCAAGAGCCUUUAAUGGACUAUGCUGUAUUUCUGCCUCUCCGUUUUACUUUGCUGUCAGUUUUCAUUUCUGUUACUCCCCCCCCCCCCCGUGCUCUCAGAUUAAACUUGAAACAUCUGUGAUGAAACGUGCUGUCUGAUAUAUACUUUUAAACUUGAGAACUGUUUUCAUUUUCUAUCUCUGACAUGACCGGGAAAUCGUUAAACAAAAGACCCGGCCUGAACCCUGCUGGUGGUUUGUGUUUCAAAACUGGCUUCGUGGUUGUGUUUAGGUCGAGACAAAAUUACUCCCAUUGGGGGAAGUGAGAUUCAAGAGCUUGUGUGAAACAAAGAAUAUUGACCAACAGUCACCUUUUUUAGAUGCUUGGAAAAAAUGGAUAGAUCAACAAUAAAUACUGCCUUCAAUGACUACUUUUUAUAAUAUCCAGCCAAGUUUUUAGCAUAAAUAUGAGAUUAUAUAUCAGUCAAUAUUUUUCUUUAGAUUCAUUGAAACUCCAAUGAAACCCGAGUAGUUUGCUUUGUCAUUUCAAACAAGGUUAGUGAUCACCAAGUCAAUAAAAAUGUUUUUGCAUGCAUUUAAUAAAAGACAAAUGUUGUUUGAAUUCAGGCCAAAAUUAGAGUUAAGGACACAUAUUGAUUCAAUCUAGGCCCAAGUCAAAAGGGGAAUGUUGGAUCAAAGUUACUUUCUCUAAAACUUCUUUAACAUAAUCUUGGGAUGUGCCAAACCAAAUUUAGGAUGUAAAACCUAACUGUGAUAUCCUGGCUGUUAGUUUUGCCAGUCACU
Messenger RNA from Anguilla rostrata (American eel), 6180 nucleotides. RefSeq names its product cerebellin 4 precursor (gene cbln4). The transcript has 3 exons. Gene Ontology annotation, cellular component: synapse. Gene Ontology annotation, molecular function: protein binding. NCBI's taxonomy places the organism in Eukaryota, Metazoa, Chordata, Actinopteri, Anguilliformes, Anguillidae. The record is from RefSeq and is a predicted model, not a curated record. Bases 1202 to 1798 code for a protein of 198 amino acids.